CCGAAUCCAUCAUUGGCUGGCUGUUCCUUCCGAUGGUUAUCGACUACAGAAGUAGUUAUCUUAUGGGUAGCCAGAGUCAGUCCCGGUCCGAGUGGCAGCGUCCAAUCGUUCUAUCCGCCGUGUAGUUCCUUUCGUGGCUCUUCUCCCCAUUCUUUCUCCCACAUGGUAAUAAUUAUCGAUAGUGUUGUUGCUUCCACUCAAUCUUCCAGAAGACACCAACUUGUCCCCAGCCGUGCAUACUCUUAACUGCGUUUGUAGGCAUCGGCGUGGCGAGUGAUUGUUAGGUACAAACGGCCAAGAAGCAUGCAGCUGUCCUCUCCACGUCAGUAAGCCGUUGGAAGCCUUCCCGGUGGUAUGCCCUUCUUCUUCCUUUCAGUUCGGGUUGAUGAGAACCUUCUUCCCCCACAACCAAAAUGGACGACUCACUCGAUGUCUGGUCAAGUCAAGUCCGGAACAAAGAAAAGACGCACACACCCCCAGCAAUGAGCACGCACUUCUCAUCACCGUCUUCUUCUGCUUCGUGUACAUCCUCAACUUCAUCGAGCGUUACCAUCCGAACUCCCACAUCCGACUCGGAAUCGAAAACACCAUCCUCGCUGCAUACCUUCAUGACUUCCAUACCUCCUCCGAUGAUGGAACGCUCAUCAGAAUCUCCCACAUCUGAUACCGUUGGGGAUCUCUACCAAGACCGUGAUGACAAUCCCGCGGGCAAUUCGACAUAUAUCAUCCUCCACCAACCAACCAAUCUAGCGCUGAUGGUGAUUGGCGGAUUGCCUGCACUCUAUAAAGUUCCGGUCGAUUUAGGAGAAGGCCACCCCCUCAGAGGCAAAUGUAACUGGCAUUGGCAUUGUGUCGAAACGGACGGGUGGCUCGGCUUUCGCAAUGCUGCGGGCGGACGGUAUCUCGGACUCAAUCUCAGUGACGGAGACACUGCCUCCGAUCCGCGCUCCGGCAGCUAUCGGAAUGUCAGCAUCAAGCACGGGGCGUCGGAGCGGUUCAUAUGCGUCAGGGCGAAAGAAGAUGGAAAGCACGAGGAAGGAUGUGGGACACCGCAGCAGAAUAAGCGCGGAUACAUCAUGUGUUCUCUUCAAAUUCCGGCGGAAUCAAAGGCAAUCCCACGGCUUGUCAAAGCAAGAUUGAAGCCAAAGGACUCGGACUCGGGCUCGCAUUCGGAGGAAGACUGGGAAGAGGGAUUCCCAGUGUCGAUGGUUUGGCAGGAUGGACAGGAGGGGACGGUAUGGAGGGUUGUCAAAGUUUGACACUUGACGAAUCGGAUGCCACCACUAGCAUGAACCGAGGAGCAUUAUCUUCGAGAUUCUCGGUGUUGUCUCAGAGGGCAGUAUUAUGCCUAGUCGGUUUUAUGUUCAAGCUAGAAGUCAAAGCAUCCUUUGCCUGUGUGCAGAGAUUUCUCAUCCGUCGAAACCAUCGUAUGACGCAUCGUCGGCAAGAGCAUGUAUGAUAUCGUUUUCAGUCCCUUGAGUACGAGUCGAAAAUGGAGAAAUCACCAGUUUCUUGAUGAUGGCUGUGCUGUCGCCUUUAGGUGUUCGUCGU
This is a messenger RNA of Neurospora crassa OR74A, 1551 nucleotides long. RefSeq lists its product as hypothetical. The transcript has a single exon. The record is from RefSeq and is a predicted model, not a curated record. Lineage: Eukaryota; Fungi; Ascomycota; Sordariomycetes; Sordariales; Sordariaceae. Bases 414 to 1259 code for a protein of 281 amino acids.